This is a messenger RNA of Aspergillus saccharolyticus JOP 1030-1, 773 nucleotides long. RefSeq lists its product as uncharacterized. Lineage: Eukaryota; Fungi; Ascomycota; Eurotiomycetes; Eurotiales; Aspergillaceae. The transcript has 3 exons. The record is from RefSeq and is a predicted model, not a curated record. Bases 331 to 705 code for a protein of 124 amino acids.
UCAGGAAUUCUAAAUCUUGAUUAUGAAAAUAAACCACGAACGGAAGAUCAAAGUUUCUAUGAGUUCAGCUGAGGGUCGACCGGUGCUGCAUUGUGGAAAUAGUUUCCGCCCGGGAGUGGCAGAGUUCAGGUAAGUAGCUUUGGUUCGAGCGGUGACAUCGAAAAUAUGAAACCGACAUAAAAGCGAGUGUUGCAGGAAUGAAGGGUGGCAACUGGCUAUAUUGUCUUCCUUUUUCCUUCAAGUGAUUAUGAUAAAGCAUCCUUUUCCAGCUACCGGAAGCUUCAUAGUGUGCUUGUCGUAUUAUACAGCUAUUUAUUACCCAAACUCGUUAUGGAUAAGAAAAUUAGUCCCAAUACUCAUGAGGAGCUGCUUUCCGAAAGAGAACAGAGAAUCUUGACCAAGUACAAAAGCCAGACAUUGGGAGAUUUGCAUCGAUAUAAGUCUAGAGAACGAACAUAUUUUGACUCCGGAGAUCUUGCUCUCUCCGAAGCUAACAGAGUAACCGAUGAAGGAAUCCUACAGACUGGCACCGCUCAUCCUUCACGGCAAACUAUUUCUCGUCCACAUGCCCCGGUACCCGAAGGAAGUAAUGUGGAUAAUCGUGCGAAUGAGGAAGUGCUUCGCAGAGUGAGUCCAGGUCGUGAGAUAAAUAAAAGCUACUUGGACCAAAAGGCUAUUACAAAUGACGAUCUCGAACAGAAGUAGUCUAUUUGGGUGGCUGGGUAUAUGCAGCGUAAGGGUCGGAAUAUCCAGCACUGAGCUGAUCGGAUCUG